This is a messenger RNA of Trachemys scripta elegans, 2676 nucleotides long. RefSeq names its product glycine receptor alpha 1 (gene GLRA1). Lineage: Eukaryota; Metazoa; Chordata; Testudines; Emydidae. The transcript has 9 exons. Gene Ontology annotation, cellular component: postsynaptic membrane; neuron projection; plasma membrane. Bases 851 to 2203 code for a protein of 450 amino acids. Gene Ontology annotation, molecular function: extracellularly glycine-gated chloride channel activity; transmitter-gated monoatomic ion channel activity; glycine binding. The record is from RefSeq and is a predicted model, not a curated record. Gene Ontology annotation, biological process: nervous system process; chloride transmembrane transport; chemical synaptic transmission.
AAGAUCUGGCGAGCUCUAUCCGGCUGAGAUGGGGCAAGGAGGAUAAUGCAAUGGAUUACGAGGCCACUGGGGCACUUUUCUUUCUUUAUUUCUGAUGGCCAGGGGAGUCCCAGACCCAUGAAACUUGCCCUCGGCUUCCUCUCCACUUGAGCCCCCAAGCAAUGGGACACCUUCCCUGCAGCAGCAACAACUUACUCCGGGGGGGAACAUCCCAGAAGGCAAGAAACAACAGCCGCCAAACGGUCCAGCAGGAGAGCAAGAUUUCCGGGACAAUACAGCAAAUGCCCAGCACUGACAAAUUCCCCUGGAUUUAACUGGAGAAGGCACCCCAGCCAGAGGAGGAAAUUAAAGCGUUGGGCUGGUGGGGUGUGUUUUUUGGGGGGGGUUGGGGUUUUUUUGGUUUUUCCCCCUAUCCCUCCUCCCCCAUGGCAAAUAUACUCUGGUUGCAUCUUGCCUGUUCCAGCAACUCGAUGCCAGGACUGGGAUCCCACUGAAGGGAAAGGAGAUUUCUGUGCAGGAAUCUGCUCGUCCAACCAAACCUCACUGCAGUGUGGGGGGGCGGAAAAAAUCCGCGGUGGAGUUUAAACACCAAGUCUCUCUCCAAGGUGCUGACACGGGGGUCUCUGUCCAGGGUCCUGAAUUCACAGCCUCCUGCUCCCCUCCGCAACUCGCUCAUAGGAAGAUUGUCUGCAAAUGACCACGUAGGAAGUUCCAGCACUUUAUUCCGCCUCGUUUGGGGGUUUGGUUUUUAUUACCGCCGUUGUUGUCAUUUUUUAAGUGGAAAUUUAAUCCUUGGCUUAUUUUGUUUUAUUUUUAAACUCGUGGAUUACAAACCACCAGAUCGUAAACAAUGUUUAACGUCAAUGCACUUGGAGUCUACGUUUGGGAAACUCUAGUAUUCUUCAGCCUGGCGGCUUCCAAAGAAGCCGAAGCAGCAGCACGGUCUACUUCCAAACCCAUGUCCCCCUCGGAUUUCCUGGAUAAGUUGAUGGGCAGAACCUCAGGAUACGAUGCCAGAAUCAGACCAAAUUUUAAAGGCCCUGCAGUAAACGUCAGCUGCAACAUUUUCAUCAACAGCUUUGGUUCUAUUGCAGAAACGACUAUGGACUACAGGGUGAACAUCUUCUUGCGGCAGCAGUGGAACGACCCGCGGCUGGCAUACAACGAGUACCCUGAUGACUCCCUGGAUUUGGACCCCUCCAUGCUGGAUUCCAUCUGGAAGCCUGACUUGUUCUUUGCCAACGAGAAGGGGGCCCAUUUCCACGAGAUCACCACAGACAACAAACUUUUGCGCAUUUCCAGAAACGGCAACGUCCUCUACAGUAUCAGGAUUACACUAACGCUGGCUUGUCCCAUGGAUCUGAAGAACUUCCCAAUGGACGUGCAGACGUGCAUCAUGCAGUUAGAAAGCUUUGGCUACACAAUGAACGAUCUGAUAUUCGAAUGGCAAGAGAAAGGAGCUGUGCAGGUUGCUGAUGGAUUAACCUUGCCUCAGUUUAUCCUGAAGGAAGAAAAAGAUUUGCGAUACUGCACCAAGCAUUACAACACAGGCAAGUUCACCUGCAUAGAAGCACGUUUCCACCUGGAGCGACAGAUGGGCUACUACCUAAUCCAGAUGUAUAUCCCCAGCCUUCUGAUAGUCAUCCUGUCUUGGAUCUCCUUCUGGAUCAACAUGGAUGCUGCCCCUGCCCGUGUUGGCCUGGGCAUCACCACUGUGCUCACUAUGACCACCCAGAGCUCUGGUUCCCGAGCGUCAUUGCCCAAGGUGUCCUACGUUAAGGCCAUAGACAUCUGGAUGGCGGUGUGCUUGCUGUUCGUGUUCUCAGCUCUUCUGGAGUAUGCCGCGGUCAACUUUGUGUCCCGGCAGCACAAAGAGCUGCUCAGAUUCAGAAGGAAGAGGAGGCACCACAAGGAGGACGAAGCCGGAGAAGGCAGAUUCAACUUCUCUGCCUAUGGGAUGGGCCCUGCCUGCCUGCAAGCCAAGGACGGCAUCUCGGUCAAAGGAGCCAACAACAACAACACGGCCAACCCAGCCCCGGCCGCCUGCAGGUCUCCCGACGAGAUGCGCAAGCUCUUCAUCCAGCGAGCCAAGAAGAUCGACAAGAUCUCGCGCAUCGGCUUCCCCAUGGCUUUCCUCAUCUUCAACAUUUUCUACUGGAUUAUCUACAAGAUCGUCCGCAGGGAGGACGUGCACAACCAGUGAGCAGGGCCGCCCGGAGAGGAGAGCCAAACGGGAUGAGAGGGGAGAAAGCAAUCCUCUAUACCCAUGUGCAAUAGCAAUGCAGCAAUGCAUGAAUUUAAGAAUGUGGCAAUAUCUACUUUAAAAUAAACGGGGGGGGGGGACUUUUAAAUAUACAAACUGAGAAUUACCAGGGGCUGGGGAAGGAAGUUUUCCAAAACUUGAAUUGGGGGAUUGCCGAGGGCUAGGCGUUUUACAGCAUAGGAAGGUUCGGAUUGCUACAGCGGCAGUCCAAGCAGUGUAAUAUAUUAAAUAUAUAUUCAUGCUUAAUUAUAAUGCAAAAAAAAUCCUUUUUUUAGCCUAUUAACAGCUUAAAUUCUAAAGCCACUGGAAUGAUUCAUGAUUCCAUGUGCAGAAGAUAUUGCAAUGAUGCUUAAAUCUGAUUUUUGCUAUAUAAAGGCCAUACCAGUUUCCAGCCAAGCACGCAAAAAAAAAAA